This is a messenger RNA of Pelobates fuscus (common spadefoot toad), 2502 nucleotides long. RefSeq names its product maternal DNA replication licensing factor mcm3. Bases 1 to 2502 code for a protein of 833 amino acids. Gene Ontology annotation, molecular function: single-stranded DNA binding; ATP hydrolysis activity; single-stranded DNA helicase activity. The transcript has 17 exons. NCBI's taxonomy places the organism in Eukaryota, Metazoa, Chordata, Amphibia, Anura, Pelobatidae. Gene Ontology annotation, cellular component: MCM complex; nucleus. The record is from RefSeq and is a predicted model, not a curated record. Gene Ontology annotation, biological process: DNA replication; double-strand break repair via break-induced replication; DNA strand elongation involved in DNA replication.
AUGGAUGAUGGAGCGUUUGAAGACCAUGCCUUGCGAGAGGCUCAGCGGGAGUAUUUGGAUUUCCUGGAUGAUGAUGUGCGCUGCCAUUUGUAUUUACCAUUAAAACUGAGUGUUUACUGUUUAAUUCGGGAGAUGUCCCUCAAUAUCACCAACCAAGAUCAAGGUGUAUAUCAUGGGAAAGUAAAGGAAAUGAUUGGGGCCAAUGAGCAUCGGCUAAUUAUCAACCUGAAUGAUCUGAGGAGGAAGAAUGAGAGGAGAGCCAGCACAUUGCUCCAGAAUGCUUUUGGAGAUGCAAUAGCUUUCCAGAGAGCCUUGAAGGAAUUGGUAGCCUCAAUUGACUCAACAUAUGCCAAGCAGUUUGAGGAGUUCAGCGUUGGGUUUGAAGGAAGCUUUGGUGCAAAGCAUGUAUCUCCCCGUACCCUCACGUCAGUUUACUUGGGCAGCUUGGUCUGCGUGGAAGGAAUAGUAACAAAGUGUUCCAUGGUGAGGCCGAAAGUGAUGCGUAGUGUCCACUAUUGCCCAGCGACGAAAAAAACACUUGAAAGGAAAUAUACUGACCUCACAACACUUGAGGCAUUCCCAUCAAGUUCCAUCUACCCUACAAAGGAUGAAGAGAACAAUCCUCUUGAAACUGAAUUUGGAUUGAGCACUUACAAAGAUCAUCAAACUGUGACCAUCCAAGAAAUGCCUGAGAAGGCUCCAGCAGGGCAGCUGCCUCGCUCACUCGAUAUAAUUGCUGAUGAUGAUUUGGUGGACAAAUGUAAACCUGGAGACAGAGUGCAAAUAGUAGGCAUAUACCGCUGUCUUCCGUCCAAGCAAGGUGGCUUUACGUCUGGUACAUUCAGGACAAUCUUAUUGGCCAACAACAUCAAGCAGAUGAGCAAAGAAAUUGCUCCCACAUUUUCAGCUGACGAUGUAUCAAAGAUUAAAAAAUUUUGCAAAGCUCAUUCUAAAGAUAUAUUUGAACAUUUAAGCAAAUCAUUAGCACCCAGUAUUCAUGGCCAUGAAUAUAUCAAAAAGGCAAUUCUGUGCAUGCUUCUUGGGGGUAAUGAAAAGGUUCUGGACAAUGGAACUCGCUUAAGAGGGGACAUUAAUGUCCUUCUCAUAGGUGAUCCAUCUGUAGCAAAAUCUCAGCUUCUGAGAUAUGUAUUGCACACCGCUCCUCGAGCCAUCCCCACCACUGGCAGGGGAUCCACUGGAGUAGGUUUAACAGCAGCAGUCACUACUGAUCAAGAGACAGGUGAAAGACGCCUGGAAGCAGGUGCGAUGGUUCUAGCUGACAGGGGGGUUGUUUGCAUUGAUGAGUUUGACAAGAUGUCCGACAUGGACAGAACCGCCAUCCAUGAAGUAAUGGAGCAAGGACGAGUAACCAUAGCAAAAGCUGGAAUCCAUGCACGUCUGAACGCUCGGUGCAGUGUCCUGGCAGCUGCUAAUCCUGUUUAUGGAAGGUAUGAUCAGUAUAGAACCCCGAUGGAAAACAUUGGUUUGCAAGACUCUCUGCUUUCAAGAUUUGACUUGCUGUUUAUUGUUCUGGACCAAAUGGAUGCAGACGCUGAUAGAGAAAUUGCUGAUCAUGUUCUGCGAAUGCAUAGAUAUCGAACCCCUGGAGAGCAAGAUGGAUAUGCAAUGCCUCUUGGCUGCCGUGUUGAGAUUUUUGCCACAGAUGAUCCAAAUGCUGGGGAUGCGGCAGACCAAGAGCUGCAGAUUUACGAGAAACAUGAUAAUCUUCUCCAUGGUCCCCGCAAAAGCAAAUCAAACGUUGUAAGCAUGCAGUUUAUUCGGAAAUACAUUCAUGUUGCUAAGCUGAUGAAGCCUAUUUUAACACAUGAAGCUGCUGAACAUAUAUCUCAUGAAUAUGCGAAGAUCCGAAGUCAUGAUCAAAUGAAUAAUGAUCGUGCGAGGACUAUGCCAGUUACUGCCAGAGCUUUGGAAACAAUGAUCCGUUUGGCUACUGCUCAUGCAAAGGUCAGGAUGAGCAAAACUGUUGACAUUCAAGAUGCUGAAACUGCCCUUGAGUUGGUUCAGUUUGCGUAUUUUAAAAAGGUGUUGGAAAAGGAAAAGAAAAAGGUUAAUAAAGAUGUAACUGAAGACUCCAGUCAAGAAACCCCAAGUCAAGAGGGCCUACGGAAAAGUUCUAGACGGGAAGGAAAAACUAAAGACUCACAAGAUGACUCUAUGGACCCCUAUGCGUUCAGUCAGGGAGAUAAUGAAAGUGAAUCACUUUCUCAGAGUAUGAGAACUCCAAGAAAGGUAUCUGAAAGCCAAGGAGACGAUCCACACAAGAGCUUGCUGAGCCAGACCCGAAUAAAGGAGUUUAAAGCGGCUCUAUUGAAGGCCUUUAAGAGCACACGCUCUCAGUCGGUGACCGUGACUCAGCUACUAGAAUUGAUCAACAAAGGGAACAUUAACACAUUCGAAGUUGGUGAAGUUAAACAGGCGCUGGACAACAUGCAAAAUGACAACCAAGUAAUGGUGGCUGAUGACGUUGUAUUCUUAAUAUAA